This is a messenger RNA of Scedosporium apiospermum, 534 nucleotides long. RefSeq lists its product as uncharacterized. The transcript is spliced from 2 exons. The record is from RefSeq and is a predicted model, not a curated record. Gene Ontology annotation, molecular function: RNA binding; RNA nuclease activity. NCBI's taxonomy places the organism in Eukaryota, Fungi, Ascomycota, Sordariomycetes, Microascales, Microascaceae. Bases 1 to 534 code for a protein of 177 amino acids.
AUGCUCUUCGACCUCAAAGGCGUCUUCCUCUUCGGCCUUCUGGCUCUCGCCCAGGCGAGUCCGGUCUCGGUGCCGGGCGCUGGUGGUCUUGAGGCCAGAGCCAAAGGCAAGAAGGUAACCGAUGUCAUCUGCGAUGAUGGCCAACGCUUGACUGCAGAGGAUGUUGGGUUGGCACUCCGAGCUGCGAGGAACGCUGCAGAUGAAAGCGUUGGCUACCCAGGUCUUUCGUGGUGGUAUCCUCACUUCUUUGGCAAUCAGCCACCCGUGUUUCCCGCUCAGGCUGAGCUGAGGAGUUUCCCCAUCAUCCCCGGUGGGACUUUCACUGGCGCCGGCGGUCCGAGAGCUGGGGUUUAUCGAGUCGUCUACAAAGCAGGAGGCUCAAAGGAUUUUGUCGGUGUGAUGAAGGAGGGCAAUGGUGCCAGCUUCUCUCUCUGCCCGCCUGCUCCGGCUCUCCCACCACCCCCUCCGCCGCCUCCUUCGCCGCCUUCACCCCCGUCGCCACCUUCUCCACCCGGCGCUCCUGCCAAGGCUUGA